Asterias rubens (European starfish) is the source of this 4810-nucleotide messenger RNA. RefSeq names its product heparan sulfate glucosamine 3-O-sulfotransferase 5-like. The transcript is spliced from 4 exons. The record is from RefSeq and is a predicted model, not a curated record. Gene Ontology annotation, molecular function: [heparan sulfate]-glucosamine 3-sulfotransferase activity. Lineage: Eukaryota; Metazoa; Echinodermata; Asteroidea; Forcipulatida; Asteriidae. The coding region runs from base 134 to 1432 and encodes 432 amino acids.
CAUAAUUGCAUGCGACACCGGCGUUCCAUGGCACGCAGAUGACUGUGCGCCGGGGUGAAAGUGAAGUUGUCAUAACACACGGACCACAACUGCCGUUCAAGUUUCACGUACUCCCCUCUCGUAAGCGGGGAAGAUGACACGUAAUUUACUCCUCUGCUCACUAUUUGUCUUUCCAAAGAAGAGACUUUAUUGCCUUCUGUUAACUUCUCUGUUUGGAUUCCUUUUUGGAUUAUAUGUUUCUUCGGUACGGCCGGUGUUUCGUGAAGGGAAUUCGUUUAGGAUGAUGCCCACGGAAUUUCCUUCCACGAAGGACACUUUGAGGCACACGGAUCUUUACCGAAAUGGCAAUGGUCACGAACCGGCUGUCACUAAACGGGUUGGUGUCAAGAAGAAAAGACAAUCUGGACGUAGGAUGUCGAAUAAUACCAAGGUUUUGCGAGGUAUUGUCAAUAGACUUGUGUAUCCAAACGCUGCAAAUCGACAAAUUCGCCGAUCUCUUCUGAACCAUCUUGAGAAUUGCUUUAGGAACUCAUCUGUAAAGUUCAACGCUACGCAACUGACCAUCAGUGAACUAACUAGAUUAAGAAUUACUGAAUACUUAACGCAAAGAGGUUACAGACAAAGGUUGCCUGACGUCAUCAAUAUUGGGGUCAAGAAGUCAGGCACCACCUUACUGAGUUGGUUCAUGGCGCAUCACCCAGGAAUAGCACACGCCAAGGACGUCGAGACUCACUUCUUUGACAGAUACUUCCAACUUGGUUUACAAUACUACAAGAGUCGGAUGACGUUUGCAUCCGAUGAUCAGCUAUCCUUCGAGAAAACUCCGCGUUAUUUCGUCAAUCCGGAAACUCCGAGAUUGAUCCGGGAGUUGCUCCCACGUCACGUCAGGUUCAUCAUUAAUGUUCGAGAUCCUAUAGAGAGAGCUAUCUCGGACUUCCGUCAUAUCUCAGAGGUAAAUCUUUCCAAUGGUGGUAAGAUUAACGCUAGUCUCACGAAGAACCGAACAUCAAUCACCGAGGGGCUCCGAUUCACAUCUGAAGUCAUGAGUCCGUUAAACGGAUCAGUCUUCAAGAACCACACCGUUAUAGACACCAGCAUCUACGCUAAACACAUGGAACGCUGGCUUCAAUACUUCCCACUUGCUAAGUUUCACUUCGUGGACCACGCCCAACUCAUGAUUAAUCCAAGCUCGGAGAUGAAUAAAAUCGAAAGAUUCCUUAAUCUGACAACAUUCUAUAAUCCUGAGAUGUUUAAUGGAAAUGCUAAGAAUAUCAUGUUAUGUACGAAGGGUCAUUGUAUGGCACAUAUACGAUCUCAUGUCAUCCCUAAAGCAACGCCUGAUGAAAGGACAAUUAGCAAAUUAAAACUAUUUUUUGAACCGCACAAUCAGUAUUUUUCAACACUAAUUGGGAGGGAAUUUUCAUGGUCAUAACAGACACCGACUUGAUGAGUCUUUCUUGCUCAUAUUGGUAAACGCAAACCAAAAUCUACUUGUUAACAAUCUAAAGACACAAUCUUUUACUUGUCGGUAGGUCUACAGUUUUACAUAUUUCAUGGUUUACAAACCAUGAUAUCAUAAACCAUGAUGAUGUUUAUGAUGCUUAAACUUUCGUGGUAUGAUUUAUUGGCUUAUACAAGGUUUACAAUGUUGAUUGUAUGUUCAUGGUUUACAAGAAAUUAUUUUAAAACAGUAAACCAAACAACUCAUUUUAACAACACUUUCUAAGGUGUAUAUGUAAUUUUGUAUAAACCAUGGUAAGAACAUGUCAACAUUAAUUGAGAAACGGCGCCCAUAAUGCUGCCCAAACUCAUGACCCUGAUUAUUUAUGGCUUGUAGUAAUCCAAAAGGAACGCCAAGGUCGUGGGUAAGCUCACAUGAGCGACCAAGACCAGCUGUCAAUGAUUGUGUAAAACCUGAUAUGGGUCGAAACACUUAUAUCAUAAAAAUCAAAUCAUAAUCGGUGGGCACGGACUCGGCAUUUAGGAAUCGUUGUGUAAACGUUGUGCGUGUACUACAUCGUGCACAGUACUCGUGGGUAGGUUCACUACGAAUUCUUAGACUUCUGGACAAGUCGUUAAUUGUUGGCUUCGGUAAGGGAAGAGUCGUGGACGGGUUGCGUUAUGAUUAAUCAAGGUUUCCUUGAUCGAAUAAUGGUCUUGCGAUAUCACUGCUCUCAUCGCGAUACUGCCGCAUAGGCCUUCCAAGGAUGUAGCAAGUAUCGCGGAGAGCGUCGGACUUACACCAUCGAGUUGAACUGGGGGAAUACCCGAACAUCAAAUUAGUAUCAAUAUUCAACGUCCUGUUUUACGAAACAUUAUAGGCGCGUUUUCCACAUUGUUGCGUAAUCUAGUGUAAAUUAUGUCAUUGUCAGUUGUAAUUCUGUCAAUUUAUUGUUCUUCAAACAAACUAUUUAAUUGAGAAAGCAAUAAUUAGCCUAUUAUUUUGUGUACAACAUUUGGUUUGCGUGAACAAUAAUUAUGUAUAUUUACUUGCAUCUACCGCGGAGUAAAUUUGUUUCGGCAUUCGGGAGACUUCUCAAUCCUGAACAGAAUAAUUAUUAGACUCGGUAACAACUCUGGUCCAAUAAAUAAUCUUGAGAAGGCAAAUAAGUAAAAUAGAUGUCUCCAAGUUUCGAAGUCUGCGACCUCAAGGAAAAAAAACCUUAUAAAUAUACUAACACUGCUACAUUCAAUUUAGCCGAAAAGUAUUGUUUUUUUUCGUUGUUUGUUUGCUUUAUCACGAAUCAAACGUUUUCUGUUCGUUGUUCAAAAGGGUCGCUUUUUAAUUCGUCGUACAAACGUCCAAUCAGUUUUUGAAUGUUGCUUACAUUGGCUUUAAAAGAGGGCAUACGGCCUGAGAUAUUCAGUUCAGUUUGGACGUUUUUGUGUUUGAGGAAACGAAGUUGGGAACUCAUAGAAGUGGACUGUAAGGCGUACGGCAUUCUUCACUGGUGAAACUGUGGUUCUGGACUUUGUUGGUGAUUGGACUAUACUUGACGCAGUUAAACGGUUUAUUUGUUUCUUUCAUGAUGACACCAAGUGAGAGGAAAACACAUUGCUACCGUCACUUUCAUCAUGGUCUUCAUCUCAACUUCGGUCCUCUACCACCACCGCCUCAUUGUCUUCGCCAACCGCCUCCCUUUUACUCUGGAGGAUUCAUGACUCCACGUGGAUUGAUGAGGAAUGACAUCCAUCCGGGGUACCUCCAUCCACACCAAGGAAUGAUGGGUCGUGAAGGGUGGGGAGGUAUUGGCGAGUCAUCCGAUGAUGACGAACACUGGCCGGGGUCGUAGCUUCGCCUGUGGUGGUACCUCCGGCCGUGGUGUUGGCUUCGCCCGCGGUGGCUUUGUAUGUCACCGAUGUCACCGUCCAAUAUCAGCUCGAUGGGAUGGCGACAGCGACAGCGACUCUAACACUGACUACGAAGCGACUUUCGACGUGAUGAAGCAGUUCACGAAGAAGAAUAUCUACAUCCGACUGGUGGGCAGACAUUUGGCUGUGGAGACGGAGGGGAAGGCAAGACAGACCAGUCCUCAUCCUUAUCUAGAGCGAAGCUCUUUGUGGAACACCAUAUCCUAUCAAAGAGUGCCGAUAGGAGCAAAGUGUCUGCCUAUUUGAAUGAGGAUGCGGUGGUGCUGACUGUGUAACAGCACCAAACAAUACGGAACAGUCAGAUGACAACGCACCCUUUGAGCCAGAAGUCUGGAUUCAAGAUCAGACGUCAUUGCAUGGAGAGUCACGUGAACAGGUUGGUGACGUCGUGCAGGAUAAAGAAGACUAGACUCACUAAUCCAACUGUUUUCUCAUUGUGAUUUGAUAGAGGAGAAUUUGUCAAGAAAAGGAAAAGAAAAAAGUUGUAUCAAUUCGUCCAAAUAAUUGCGAAUGAAAUUAUAAAUGGUAGGGCCUAGAGGUCUCAGGAUGACCAAUUGUACUGGUCAUUUCGCAUGUUCUUUUAAACAUCGCAGUCGUUCAGUCACAGAUGUAACUUAUGACUCCCAUAAAGGCAUGGUAUACUUUUGUUUGGUAAUUGUCAAUGGCUAGUAUCCUCACUCGGUGUUUCCAACCAUUUUGCAGACAAUAAUAAACGUGCGAAAAUUUGGGCUCAAUUUGGUCAUCGAAGUUGCCCAAAAUAAAUGCAAGAAAAACACAAAUGAAAAGAUACCUCUUGCUCUAAAACUACGCUAGCUCAAAGGGAGUCGUUUCUAUAGUUUAUUACAUAUAUUAACACUGCACAGUGCUCUUUUGCUAAUUAGGUUUUCCGGUCACCAAAGGUAUACCCCUUUUUGUUUUUUAUUAAAAGCGGACAUGUUACUUUCACAUGUUUGUUUAAUAUUACUUUAUUCGCGUCAUAAUUGUGUUUGAAUAUAUUGUACAUUUAUUCCUUUUUAAUCUGUGUAUUUGCUUUCUUUUAGAAGUAAGUUUAUAAGUAGGGUAUUCGUAUGUUAGUCGUAUGAUUAUAGUGAACACGUUUCGUUUUCCUUAUACUUUCAGUUGAUACGCUUGUGGUUUUAAGCAGAUGUAAAGUUGCAAAAAGUCAAUAUGUGAAAUUGAAACCGAGAACCGGUUGCAAAUUUUAAAAACCUUCAUUUUAUUAUAAUUUUGUUGAUGUUUCAAUCGCACAAAAAUGUACAGCUCUCCAGUGAAAUCGAAAUGUUCGUUUAUGUGAUGUUCUAUUUGCACACUUUAAAGAUGGGCAUACAUUUACCGAGCUUAGAAUGGUACUUUUUCACAAAUCGAUCUUUCUUUCAAUGAGUUGCUUGCAAAGUAAUAAUGUUGACCAGUCUUUAGCUGAAAAGGGUUUUCCAAUUUG